UACCGCGAGUGCUACGGUCGUGAUUUGACUCUUCUCCGUUACACAUCUCAUCUGCGCUGCGGUGCUUGUGGUCGUUUGUUUGCAGUUUGUUGGCUGUUGGCCGGCAUCGCUUCUAUCGCUCUGUGAAGUGUGUGUGUGUGUAUCCGGUUCUGAAGGUGGUGGGGUUCGAUCGGUCACCCGGUUCGCGAGAGACCCGAUUACGACGGCUGGUGACGGCUCGCUGCUACCGCUGGGGCCUUGCUGGGGCAGUGUUGGCGGAGUUCCGGAGUGUGUGGCAAACGUGCGAUCGAGCAACAUCCUUCGAGGCCGGCAUGGAUCGUGUGGAUCGUGAAUCAUAGGAACCCGAUGGCUUCUUCUCGAUCGCUCGAUAUAGAUCGGGUCUCACGCGAAUUGCGCGCAGCGGCGGUUUCGCAUUUGUUUGCGUACAAUCAUUCCGUUUGGUUCGUGCGUUGUGUUACAUGCUAGAUGAGCAGGCGGAAACGGUUUAAUUUUGCGCGGCGUUCCUAUUGUUGUGGUGUAUGUUGCGUCUGAAGCCGCUCGCCCGAAGAUUCCCCAACCGGUCGUAGUCGCAGGAAGUAAACAAGCAAUCCGCCUAGGAAGGCAAUCAAUUUUUGAUUGAUCUGUGUUUGAUGGUUAAAGUGAAUCGAAAGAACAAAUCGUUGUGCAGUACUUGCCGAACAUCAAUGAAGCGAUGAUUGAAUCGUAUUGUGGGUUGUGUAAAAAAAAAAAACGCUUCGUAUAAAAUUAUGUUCCUGUUGUGCGCUUGUGAAUGACAUGUGUUACACUGCUCAAUGUUAAAUGAUGAUAAGUUUUAUCUGUAAAGUGCGUGAAGUUUAAAUAACCUCAAACCCAGCACUGCAAACAAAAUUCCAUCGUUGUGGUGCUGACGGCAGCUGAGCUCGUUGCAAUCGACGAAUAAAAGACAAGUGAUUUGUGCGCUGUGUAAGUGACGAACCUGUAUGUGAAAUGUCAACGGUCAGUUCGAAGCCUUCUAAACACGAGUGAUGUGCGGAUAUGAUGCAAAGUUAUGUGUAGCAACAUCAGAUGUAUGUAUUUUGCUCGUGCACAAAUAAUUUGUAAACUUACCCACGUUUAGUGACAACCGAUCAAGUGAUGUCGUAUGGCCGUAUGGCCGAACGAAAUCGAGAAGUGAUACUGUUCGCUGACACACAUUUGCUGCUUGCUUGUAACGCGCUUGUCACCUAGAAAACUGUUCCUGCUCACUACAACCAUUCAGCUUCGACAACCGACAGAUUCGACAAUUUUUUGCAGAAAGAUGAAUCAACAAUGCAAAGUAUGUGGCGAACCAGCAGCAGGAUUUCAUUUUGGAGCCUUCACAUGCGAAGGAUGCAAGUCGUUCUUCGGCCGCACGUACAACAAUUUGUCAUCGAUAUCGGAAUGCAAAAACAACGGGGAGUGUGUUAUCAACAAGAAAAAUCGAACCGCGUGCAAGGCGUGCCGGUUGCGAAAAUGUCUUGUGGUCGGUAUGUCAAAGAGCGGCUCCCGUUAUGGCCGGCGAUCGAACUGGUUCAAGAUCCAUUGUUUACUACAAGAGCAACAGCAACAGCAACAAAAGACCUGCAACAACAACAACAACAGUAAUAGUAACAACAAUAAUGCUACCAUCAACAACACCAGCAACGAAAACAGUAGCAAUAGUACCAGCUCUCCAGGGCUGUCAAUCUCGAACGGAUUUCUGCCAAGUAGUUUCCUAUCGAACCUCUGCACCAACAACAACAACAACAACAACAACAACAAUAGCAGCGUGAACAAUAACAAUAACAACAAUAGCAUACACAAGAACAACAACACGAUCAAGAAGAACUUGAAGCGAGCGAACACUCCCAGCGAUUCGGGUGCAUCAUCUGCUGACCUGGAUGAGGGGGGAGGAGGAGGAGCAGGAGGUGGUGGUGGUGACGGAAGCAGCUCAUACAAGGACCAACUAGCUGGCAGUGGCAUCGUGGAAAACGGAUUCAAAACACCGGACAACCAUGCGGACCCGAGCCUGCCCAAGCUGCCGGUUAAAAUGUCCCGUACUUCACCAUCGUCAUCGGCGCUCCAGUCACUAGCCGAGACGUAUCGGCCCGCACUGCUGGAUCGCAUGUCACCGUACCUGCCCGGCGUAUCGUUUCGCACCGAUGGAUCUCCCUUCUUUCCGGUCUCGUUUUCGAUACCGCCCGUAUCGCUAGCCAUGCUUUCGUCCGCUGGCCAUGCCGCCGUUCAACUGUGCAAGCGAGACGAGCAGAGCGAACCCAUUGACCUGUCCAUGAAGUCUUCUAAGUCAUCGUCUAGAUCGUCGUCCGAAUCGCCCCGGCGAAUACGCGACAGCUCCCCAUUGCUGCCCGAUCCCAGCGAACCGGACGGCCAGUCAGCGUCGGCGACAAUCGCUACCAAAACAGUUCCUCUCGAUCUUUCAACGUUUGUGCGUAGCAACAGUCUUCCCGGGUGAAGUGUGGGAUGCGAUGGGGGAAACUAGCGAAGAUAAAAUUAGCAAUAAUUUGGUAUCCUCGCAGAUAGUGGCUGACCAGUGUACGGGAAGAAAGCAUCGCGGAUAGUAGUCACAGGACCGAAAUUACUACAAUCAUUCCAGCGCGAAUGAGUAUAAGCAGCCAGUAAGGGACAGUUUUUGCCAGUUAUGUUAACUCUCAGCAGAAGAAUAUGAGAACAUGCGUAAAGUUUCAGAACAAAUGUGUGUGUAUAUACGACUUCUAGCAGGUAGCAGAUAAGUAGGUCGAUUUAGUUCACAUAUGGUGCCAGAUACGAGUGUACAAAUUUUUCAUUAGCUAUUAUACCCAACCCGGUUGAGGAAAAAACCUCCGGCGUGCUUCUUAAUUUAUUGCCAAAACUCCAUUUUUUUAUUUGAUUUUUGAGAAUUGGGUUUAUAAAAUUUGUCGAACUUCUCUAGGAACCAUAAUCUCCCCUUCAUCAUGAACGCAUUGCAUAGAAUCUCUAUCUCUUAUGGGCAGUAUCGAAAUAGUGUGCUAGACUUGCAAGAAGAGUAAUUUAUGAAUCUCGAGCUGUAGAUAGAUAUGGGCGUUGUUUAGCGAAUUUUUGUGUUUUUUACUUUACUAUUUAAAACUUAAGAGCUAUUUAUAAACUGAACUGCAUUUGUAGUGAAUAAAACGUUUGUUUGUUUGAUUGUGUACGA
Messenger RNA from Anopheles stephensi (Asian malaria mosquito), 3148 nucleotides. RefSeq names its product protein embryonic gonad. NCBI's taxonomy places the organism in Eukaryota, Metazoa, Arthropoda, Insecta, Diptera, Culicidae. The transcript is spliced from 4 exons. Gene Ontology annotation, molecular function: DNA-binding transcription factor activity; zinc ion binding; sequence-specific DNA binding. The record is from RefSeq and is a predicted model, not a curated record. Gene Ontology annotation, biological process: regulation of DNA-templated transcription. The coding region runs from base 1277 to 2449 and encodes 390 amino acids.